AUGUCUAAGAAGUGCGUUCUUGCGAUGUUUGGUUCAUUCAACCCACCAACAAAUGGUCAUGCAUAUUUACUUUCAAUGGCACGAAAAAGAAUAGAAAAAGAAGGAUAUCAAGUAGUCAAAGGAUUUUUCAUUCCAACACAUGGCGGAUAUAAGGAGAAAUCCGGUCUCGCCGAAGCUCAUCAUCGUGCAGCCAUGUGUGGACUUUUCAAUUUAGGCAAUAAUUGGAUUGAUGUUGAACCAUAUGAAACUUUACAGAAAACAUGGAGCCGUGUAGUUGUAACAUUACAGCAUAUUAGCGAAAAAUUCCCAGAUUGCCGUGUUUUUGUUGUCUGUGGAAUCGAUUUUGUCCAAAGAUGGAAUCAACCAUGCUGGGAAGAGGCAGACUGCUUAAAGAUUCUUCACGAUUACGGUAUUAUUAUUGCAAGAAGACAAGAAUCAUUAGAUAAUCUUAUAGAAGAAGUUCCAUAUUUACAAGGUGAACAUAAACUCGAUAAUUUUUAUGAAAUGAAUGAAAAUAUCCUUUCAGAAGUUUCAUCUACAUUUGUACGCGGACUUUUAGCUGAGGGCGCUCCAAUUAAUGGAUUAGUUCCUCAUGAAGUUAUUAAUUAUAUAGAACAAAACGGAUUAUACAAGCCAGAAUAA
This is a messenger RNA of Trichomonas vaginalis G3, 642 nucleotides long. Its product is annotated as nicotinate-nucleotide adenylyltransferase protein. Gene Ontology annotation, molecular function: nicotinamide-nucleotide adenylyltransferase activity; nicotinate-nucleotide adenylyltransferase activity. Lineage: Eukaryota; Parabasalia; Trichomonadida; Trichomonadidae. The record is from RefSeq and is a predicted model, not a curated record. The transcript has a single exon. Gene Ontology annotation, biological process: NAD+ biosynthetic process. The coding region runs from base 1 to 642 and encodes 213 amino acids.